CUCGCCUUCUUUACACAUGUCUUUUGCUUACAUGGGUUGCCGGAAUCCAUCGUCAGCGAUAGAGACCCGGUCUUCACUAGUGCCUUCUGGAAAGAGUUAUUUCGACUACACGGCACCACCCUGGCCUACUCAUCAGCUUACCGGCCACAAACCGACGGUCAGACGGAAGUGGUUAACCGCACUAUCGAGUUGUACCUCCGCUGUUUCGUAGGCGAUCAUCCUCGACGAUGGUUGGAAUGGCUUCCUUGGGCCGAGUACUGCUACAACACAACCUACCAUUCCUCCCUCGGCAUGACUCUCUUUCUUGUCGUUUACGGCAGGGAUCCUCCCUGCUUGCUGUCCUACGAGCCCGGAUCUACUCGCUUGGACGCAAUUGAUCACUCCUUACAGGACCGCGACGCCCUCCUCGCCGACGUCCACAUUCGCUUAUAGCAGGCCCAGCUCCGCAUGAAGCUCCACUAUGAUAAGCACCACCGGGAACURUCGUUCGAUCCAGGACAAUUUGUUUGGUUGAAGCUCCAGCCCUACCGGCAGCACUCCUUGCGCCACAAGGCUGCCUCGAAACUGGCCCCUAAGUUCUAUGGGCCCUACAAGGUUCUGCGAUGGAUUGGCAGUGUGGCCUACCAGCUGGAAUUGCCAGAGACUAGCCGAAUUCAUGAUGUCUUCCACAUCUCUUUGCUGAAACCAUUUACGGGUGUUCCCCCGGACCAAGUUCCCUCCUUGCCACCCUUGAAAGAUGGCAAAAUCGUCCCCCAGCCUAAAACUGUCACCCGCUUUCAUUUCAAUCGUGGAAUCCUUGAAGUCUUGGUGGAAUGGUGUGAUCUACCACCAACAAUCCCAUUGCCAGAGUUCCAUGCCACAUAUCCAGCUUUUGAGCUUGAGGACAAGCUCGUAGUCCAGGAGGGGUGUAAUGUUAUGGACGCCUUCCUCGGGAAGACGUACCAUCGCCGCCGGCAGCAAUAGGCCCUGGGUCCACCGCCGGCCCAUCGCCGCCGGCAACAAUCCCAUUGAAGUCUUGUU
Molecule: messenger RNA, 1020 nt
Organism: Nelumbo nucifera (sacred lotus)
Lineage: Eukaryota; Viridiplantae; Streptophyta; Magnoliopsida; Proteales; Nelumbonaceae
Source: RefSeq, a predicted model, not a curated record